UGCGAGCCUCUGCGAAGCAGAGGUGACGCACUGGUUAGACCAAUAAUAUGGCUUUGGCCAUACAUUACCCGUGUUACUCGUGUUGUUUACGGUGUUACUGGUGUUACUGGUGUUACCAGUGUCACUCGUGUUACCAGUGUUACUCGUGUACCCGUGUUACCAGUGUUGCUCGUGUUACUGGUGUUACCCGUGUUACCAUUUACGUGUACUCCUGUUGCCCGUGUUACCACUGUUGCUCGUGUUACUGUUUACGGUGUUACUGGUGUUACUGGUGUUACCAGUGUCACUCGUGUUACCAGUGUUACUCGUGUACCCGUGUUACCACUGUUGCUCGUGUUACUGGUGUUACCUUUACGUGUUGCUCGUGUUACUAGUGUUACCCGUGUUACUCGUGUUACCGGUGUUACUGGUGUUACUCGUGUUGCUCGUGUUGUUUACGGUGUUACUGGUGUUACUGGUGUUACCAGUGUCACUCGUGUUACCAGUGUACUCCUGUUGCCCGUGUUACCACUGUUUGCUCGUGUUACUGGUGUUACCCGUGUUACUCGUGUUACCCGU
Molecule: messenger RNA, 558 nt
Organism: Cylicostephanus goldi
Lineage: Eukaryota; Metazoa; Nematoda; Chromadorea; Rhabditida; Strongylidae
Source: the annotation of a GenBank genome assembly